Molecule: messenger RNA, 1086 nt
Organism: Rotaria sp. Silwood2
Lineage: Eukaryota; Metazoa; Rotifera; Eurotatoria; Philodinida; Philodinidae
Source: the annotation of a GenBank genome assembly
AUGAGUUCGAUUUCACUUGAAAAUAAACAAUGUGUGUUGUGCAACAAAAUUGGUGGUGUAUUGACUUGUGCCGGAUGUGAACAAGCUUUCUGUGGUAAACAUGUCAUUGAACAUCGACAACAACUUAAUAUUGAAUUAGAAAAUCUUAUGCAAGAACAUGAUUUAAUUCAACAAGAUAUAGGACUAUCAAUAGAUAAUGAUUUAUUAUUGAAAGAAAUAGAUAAAUGGGAAAAAGAAUCCAUUACAAAAAUUCAAGUAGCAGCUGAAAAAGCUCGAACUAAUUUAAAACAAAUUCUUGAAAGUUCAAAUAAUCAAAUUUUAAAUAAAUGUCGAAAUGUUGCAUCUAAACUUCUAUCUGCACGAGAAGCUGAAAAUUUCUCAGAAAUUGAUUUAAGACGAUGGACAACACAAUUAAAUGAACUUAAAUCACAGAUAAAAUCAUUAUCCAUGAUUCAUACGGUAGAAGAUAAGAACUCCGCUGUUUAUUUCAUUGAGAUUAAACAAAGUAACACUGUAAAUACACACAUAAAAAACGAAGAAUUAUUAUCAACAAAAUUAUCAUCAACAUCUAGAAGAAUUGAAGAAAGAUUUACUGAAGGAAAUGGUUUAGCAACAAUCGAAGAUAAUGGCCUUCGUAUCAAACAUAUUGAUAAUGAUCAUAAAUUUAUUUAUUUUCGUGGUCUAAAAUCUUAUACUGAUGGUUGUCAUAUAUUGAAAUUGAAAUUUGAACAAAGUGCAGGUGCUUAUAAUGCUUUUAUUGGUAUUUGUUCAUCUAAUAUUAAUUUACGACAGAUUAUGUAUCAUUUAACUGUUGUUGUCGGUUGGUUCAAUAAUAUGGAAGUAUGGCAGCAUGGAAGAUCUAUUAAAAAUACGAAACCUGUAGGAUCGAAAAAUGAUGAAAUAAAAACGAAUGAUAUAGUUCAACUGAAAAUUGAUUGUGAAAACAAACAAAUUGAAUUAUUCCAUGAACGAACAAACAAAAAACAUACUGUUAUUGUUGAUUCGAAUCAAGCUCCUCUUCCAUGGAAUAUUCUAUUAGGAUUACGUCGAAAGAAUGAUUGCGUUGAGAUUUUACAGAAUAAUUAG